Messenger RNA from Panicum virgatum (switchgrass), 2709 nucleotides. RefSeq names its product endo-1,4-beta-xylanase 1-like. Bases 400 to 2463 code for a protein of 687 amino acids. Gene Ontology annotation, molecular function: hydrolase activity, hydrolyzing O-glycosyl compounds. The transcript is spliced from 2 exons. The record is from RefSeq and is a predicted model, not a curated record. Lineage: Eukaryota; Viridiplantae; Streptophyta; Magnoliopsida; Poales; Poaceae. Gene Ontology annotation, biological process: carbohydrate metabolic process.
GUCUCGAGACACAGAGCCAAUCAGCCUAAACAAGAAACAACACCCGAGCUCUUCGGUCCAUUGGCGCUCCAGCUUCGUUCUGCAUCGCCUACUCCAGCCUCCUCGCCCCUUCGAUCUCGGUUGAUAGCCUGACAUGGCGUUCGCUGAGGUAUGUGUGCUCCAUGCAUGGUAGCUAACAGUAAUGGUACUCUGUUCUACUACAUGUUAUGUUACUUAUUAUGCAUGCAGCCACUACAUUUGUUUUUCAGUACCAUGCCAUUACAUUUGUUUUUUUUUCCUCUCACCUAUAUGUGGGAGACAACCUGAACUGGAAUGAAAACAUGACAUAAGUUGGUGCCCAAUCUUGGGUUCUGUCACGUAUGUAAUCCAGGGUAGCUUGCUCACCAACCACGUGAAAUCAUGUUUCUUUGCAAACUACAACAACUUGAUGUGGGUUUUGUGGCCAAAAGAUGUGCUCGAUGCACUCAUGUCCAAGGCACCUGUCACUGGCUCCUCAUUCCUUCCUUUAAAGCGAAGCAUCCAAGCAAACCCAGAGCAACAGAUGUCUUAGGUGCAUUCCCCGAGCUGUCCGCCGCCCAUCCAACUGCUCUGAUGGUGUCCUCGACAUCACAUCCGUCGCCGGCUCGCCGCUCGCGAGCCUGCGUUCUCCUCUCGAUCCGACACACACUGUGCACACGACAUGUGUCGUCUCUGCCUCAUUGCCUUGGUUAUCAUGUGUGUCGCGCGCAGGAGGAGACGGCUCACUUUGGCAUGAACCUCGUCGACGGCCACUGCGACUCGGAGGACGGCCUCGCCGGCUGGGCUCCGUCGGGCUCGUGCACGCUCUCCGCGCACGCCGAGGACCCGCCGGCGGCCGACGCGCUCCCUCCGCCGCUGGCAGCCACGGCGGACGGCGACGACGACGAGGAGGAGGAGGAGGCGGUCUGGCGCGCGCGCAAGCCCAGCGGCCGGUACGUCCUCGCGGCGCACCGCAGGGACGAGAAGGACGGGCUGUGCCGGGCGCUCUCGCGCGCGCCGAGGCCCAAGGUCACGUACCGGGUGGCCGGGUGGGUCGGCGUGGGCGGCGGCGGCGCGGAGGGCUCCCACGCCGUGCACGUCGAGGUCCGCGUGGACGACCACCGCCGGGUCGGCGGCGGCGUGGUCGUCGUCGAGCCCGGGAAGUGGGGCGACAUCAAGGGCUCGUUCCGGGUCGACGACGACGAGCCGCCGCGCGGCGCCAAGGUGUACGUGCACGGGCCGCCGGCCGGGGUGGAUUUCAAGGUCAUGGACCUGCAGGUGUGCGCCGUGAACAAGAUCCCAAGGCUCAGGCACCUCAGGAAGAAGGCUGACAGGGUGCGCAAGCGUGACGUGGUUCUGAAGCUCAGCAGCCGGGGGGCGGAGGACGGCGUGUCGGGCGUCGCCGGAGCGCGCAUCCAGGUGAUCCAGGUCCAGAACAGCUUCCCCAUCGGGUCGUGCAUCACCAAGGCGGGCAUCCAGAACCCCGCGUACGUGGACUUCUUCACCAGGCACUUCGACUGGGCCGUGCUGGAGAACGAGCUCAAGUGGUACUACACGGAGGCCGUCCAGGGGCUGGUGAGCUACGCCGACGCCGACGAGCUCAUCGGCUUCUGCGACCGGCACGGCAAGCCGGUGCGCGGGCACUGCAUCUUCUGGGCGGUGGAGAACGCCGUGCAGCCGUGGGUCCGCGCCCUGAACGGCGACCAGCUCCGCGCCGCCGUGGAGGCCCGGCUGCGCGGCCUGGUGUCGCGCUACGCCGGGCGGUUCCCGCACUACGAGGUGAACAACGAGAUGCUGCACGGCGCCUUCUUCAGCCAGCGCCUUGGCGACGACGUGAACGCGCACAUGUUCCGGGAGACGGCGCGGAUCGACCCGGCGCCGGCGCUGUUCGUGAACGACUACAACGUGGAGAGCGCCAACGACCCCAACGCGACGCCGGAGAAGUACGUGGCGCUGGUCACGGACCUGCAGCGGCGCGGCGCGCCGGUGGGCGGCAUCGGGAUCCAGGGCCACGUGACGCACCCGGUGGGGGACAUCAUCUGCGACGCGCUGGACAAACUCGCCGCCACGGGGCUCCCCAUCUGGGUGACGGAGCUGGACGUGUCGGCCGCCGACGAGGCCGUGCGCGCCGACGACCUGGAGAUCGUGCUCAGGGAGGCGUUCGCGCACCCAGCCGUGGAGGGCGUCAUGCUGUGGGGGUUCAUGCAGGGCCACAUGUGGCGCUCCCACGGCCAGCUCGUCAACGCCGACGGCAGGCUCACCGAGGCCGGCAGCCGCUUCGCGGGGCUCCGCCGGGAGUGGACGUCGCACGCGAGGGGGAAGGUGGACGCCGACGGGACGUUCAGGUUCAGGGGGUUCCACGGCACGUACCAGGUAUUCCUCACGACGGCCGCCGGCGAGGUGAAGAAGCAGACGUUCGACGUCAAGAAGGGGGACGUGCCGCUCGUGCUCGACAUGAAUUUCUAGCCUUCUUCUCGCUCCGGAUGUACACACAUUGGUCACGGUGAUUGCGAUUUACGACAAGGAUUAUUAGUACCAUUUACUUAUUCGUAUAUUGGGAUUGGGGUGAUGCAUAUAGAUAUUAGUAUUGCAGGGGUGAAGAAAAAAAAGUAUGUAUCUGUAGUAAUGGAAGUGUGUAGAAGCUUGGUAUUGUACACGGUAUUUAUUAAUGAAAAACAGACUGCACUGAAUAAACGAACAAUUUGUAUUUUC